UUAGUGAGGAAAGAGCAAAAGAUGAGGCGUAAAAGGCCACUAGCAGAAGCUGCAACAGACAAGGAUCAGCAACCCAGAAAGAGACAGAGAACUGGCAAGAAGGCAGAAAAGCAGGCCUCGGUUUCAGAGGAGACAAACAAAAAGUGGAGAAGAAAGAAGAAAACCGACAUUAAAGAUCUAAAAGAACCAAGAAAGCGAACAAAGAAGUCAAAAGAUGAGCAGAAUGUGGAGAAGCCAAAGCGGCGGAGGAAAAGAAGGCAGGAUGGAGAGAACCUGGCCGGCGCCUCCAAGGCUCCAAAGAAGAGRCGCUCCUCUCCCUGUCCUGACACUGAG
Molecule: messenger RNA, 333 nt
Organism: Poecilia reticulata (guppy)
Lineage: Eukaryota; Metazoa; Chordata; Actinopteri; Cyprinodontiformes; Poeciliidae
Source: RefSeq, a predicted model, not a curated record